AUGGAGGUUGAUGAGGUAGCUAAUGGUUUGGAAGAACUCGACAUGGAUAAUUAUGAUGAAGAGGAUGACGAAAUUGAAAUUUUUAGCUCUGGGCAUGGGGAUCUUUACUAUGCGAGUAAUGAGAUGGAUCCAUAUCUCAAUAAUAAUGGUCAUGAUGAUGACGACGACUCAGAUGAUGAUCAAACAAUCUUACCAACCGAUUCAAUGAUUGUUUGCGCGAAGAGCGACAAUGCAUCCAAAUAUGACAAUAAAGCCAACUAUCUUGACUUGGACGAUGUGUUACCUUGUGUACAACUAGGAGGAAAAAAACGAGGAAGGGGUAGCCACACUAGAUCAGUUCUUGGUCUUGCUUGGAACAAGGAGUUUCGGGAAAUACUUGCUAGCGCCAGUCGCGACAAGAAAGUUAAAGUUUGGGAUGUGGCUACUGAAACAUGCAAGAUUACUAUGGAACAUCACACAAAGAAGGUUCAAGCGGUUGCAUGGAACCAUCAUUCUCCAGAAGUUCUUCUCAGUGGGUCAUUUGAUCAAACUGUUGUAUUGAAAGACGGAAGAAACCCUUCACACUCGGGGUUUCAAAUGGUCAGUCCUGUCCGUUGUCGAAAGCUUAGCAUGGGAUCCUCAUAG
Arabis nemorensis is the source of this 624-nucleotide messenger RNA. NCBI's taxonomy places the organism in Eukaryota, Viridiplantae, Streptophyta, Magnoliopsida, Brassicales, Brassicaceae. The record is from the annotation of a GenBank genome assembly.